GCGCCCGCUCCAUCCUGUCCUGCAAUCAGUGUUUGGGGGACGACCAUGAACUGCUUCCGUUUAUGGCUCACGCCGUCUGUGCGCUUUGGGCCGACCAAGGAGUGCAAGCAGCUGCAGCCAGAGGUUACGAGUUUGAGCUGAAUGACUCUGCGCUCUAUUUCUUCGAAAACAUUAGUCGAAUCAUCGCUCCCAAAUACGUUCCCACGGAGACUGAUGUUCUGAGAGUGCGAGUGAGGACCUGUGGAAUCAUUGAGACGCAGUUUCAACUUAAUGAAAUUAUCUUCCGGUUGUAUGAUGUCGGGGGCCAGCGGAGUGAGAGGAGGAAGUGGCUCAGCUGCUUCGACUGCAUUCAGGCUGUGCUGUUCGUCGUGGCCCUCAGCAGCUAUGACAUGACACAGACGGAGGACCCUUCAGGGAAUCGACUGCAGGAAAGUCUUGAACUUUUCACAUCCAUCUGCACCAGCACAGUCUUUGGGAGCACUUCACUGAUUGUGCUCAUGAACAAAACGGACCUUUUCCGGGACAAGAUCCUAAACUCUGACAGACACUUGAGAUUUUACCUCUCUAGUUACAAAGGAGCCGAUGGUGACGUGGACGCUGCAGCCCACCACAUCGCUGCCAUGUUCUCAUCAUGUAACUGCAGCGCAGACAAACUCGUGUACCACCACUUCACCACGGCCACAGACACCACCAACGUACAGGUGGUCUUCCACAUGGUCAUAGAUCAGGUUAUGAAGGGGAAUCUAGCAGCUGUCCAGCUGCUGUAAAAGUCCCCGAGUGUCUGUUUAGAUUGUGUUUCGUCAUUCAGUGCUGGAAUUUUAAUUUUGGUUGUUUUUAGCCAAAUUGUUUAUUUUAAAAUAAGUUAUUUUAGUAGCUAAUAAUUUAACAUAAUAAUGUUGCACUUUUUAAAACCCUUUAAAUAAAAUAUUUAUUGAUAA
Anarrhichthys ocellatus (wolf-eel) is the source of this 938-nucleotide messenger RNA. RefSeq names its product guanine nucleotide-binding protein G(o) subunit alpha-like. NCBI's taxonomy places the organism in Eukaryota, Metazoa, Chordata, Actinopteri, Perciformes, Anarhichadidae. Gene Ontology annotation, cellular component: heterotrimeric G-protein complex; cytoplasm. The transcript is spliced from 6 exons. Gene Ontology annotation, biological process: adenylate cyclase-modulating G protein-coupled receptor signaling pathway. Gene Ontology annotation, molecular function: G-protein beta/gamma-subunit complex binding; G protein-coupled receptor binding; guanyl nucleotide binding. The coding region runs from base 63 to 767 and encodes 234 amino acids. The record is from RefSeq and is a predicted model, not a curated record.